AUGGCUAGAACCAAACAAACUGCUCGUAAAUCAACUGGUGGUAAAGCACCCAGAAAGCAACUUGCUACCAAGGCUGCCAGAAAGUCCGCCCCUACUACAGGUGGUGUGAAAAAACCUCAUCGCUAUAAGCCUGGUACCGUUGCCCUCAGAGAAAUUCGUAGAUACCAAAAAUCUACUGAGCUUUUGAUUCGUAAACUUCCUUUCCAACGUCUUGUUCGUGAAAUCGCUCAAGACUUCAAGACUGAUUUGCGUUUCCAAUCCUCUGCUAUUGGUGCUUUGCAAGAAGCCGCCGAGGCUUACCUUGUUGGACUUUUCGAAGACACCAACCUUGCUGCCAUUCACGGCAGAAGAGUAACCAUUCAACCAAAGGACAUUCAGUUAGCUCGCCGUCUUCGUGGUGAGCGUUCUUAA
Molecule: messenger RNA, 411 nt
Organism: Mycotypha africana
Lineage: Eukaryota; Fungi; Mucoromycota; Mucoromycetes; Mucorales; Mycotyphaceae
Product: histone
Exons: 5
Coding region: 1-411 (136 amino acids)
Cellular component (GO): nucleosome
Molecular function (GO): protein heterodimerization activity; structural constituent of chromatin; DNA binding
Source: RefSeq, a predicted model, not a curated record